UUUUAAUUUUUGGGAUGAAAUCACCCAAAAAGAGAGGUAACCCAUUGAAAGGGAAGUCCAGACUGAGCCUGAAGAAGACCACAGGUUCUCAAAGCCUGGCAUCACUUUUUAACAAGCAAUUACAGGAACCCUCAAUCAAAAAGGAAAUUAGUGCUGACUCUUCAAUAAAAUCAAAAGACGAAAAGGGGCAGAGCAGUAGUGAAGAUGAUGUUCAGAUUGUUUUUGUGGAAAUCAAGGAAAGCAAGUAUUUCAGUCCCGAAAAAACAAAUGUUUCUGAAAAUACCAGAAGUGUCACAAAAGACAAAGAACCAUCUACUAAAGCAGGCAAACUACGGCUACGAAGACAGAGAUCAUCUUUCACAUUGUCAAGAGAAACAAGCCCCAAAGAGUUGUCCAAGAGAAAGAAUGACAAUAAAGACUCAAACAAAGGUCAGUCUGAAAAAGAAACAGAUGCGGGAAGACGGACGCCUUCACAAGGCUCUCAGAAGGAAAAUGCCUCAACAACUUCCAAUACCUCGUCUGGUAUUUUUUCUAGAAAACAGUCCUUAAGAAAAAGACAUUUAAUAUCAGAAAAUGAAGAAAUACCAUCAGGAUCCAAGAUGAUUAAAGUUAAGAAAUAUGACUCAUUAUCAGACUGUGAAACAUCUUCAGCUAGCUCCGCUAAGAUUAAGCCUGGAGGAGCGAAGUCCAACGGCGUAAAAUCGCACAAACAAAGCUUACAAAAUAAAGACUCUACAAAACCAUCAAGCUCUAAGUCUGUAACAAAAGCCAGACUAGAAGAGACAGAGAAAAGGGAUUUGAAAUUUGAUUCGUUUGCAGGCCUGCCUUCCCAGUUGGUGAUAGAUGAGGCUGAUGAUUUAGACACAUGUCUUGAUGAAGACAGCAGGUCAUCAACUUGGAGAGCAGUCAGUGGAAGCUUGGAAAAUUCACAGGAUGAUUUACCCUCCUGUAAUAUUAAUAGAGAAGAUGAUGAGGAUAAUGACAAUGUUGACAAUGAAGAUUUUGAUGACAAGAGCAAGUAUAGAGACAGGACACCAUAUUACUUGGAGAAUUUUACCAUCAUUCUUAAUUCUGUUUUGGAGGAUGAGGAUAACAUUAGCUUGUUCAGUGAUGAGGAUUUGAGGAUUGUGAAUUGUUUCAAGGAGUUAUCAGAGCCAGCUCAGAAGCUUUACGUCAGAUUCUUCUCUAGGAAGCUCACCUGGCACCUCUACCACAAGAUAAAUUACCCUGAGAUUGCUGAUGAUCUUAAGCCUGUCUUGAAGGAGUUGAUUGAAUCCAAGCUGGCCAUCUCAGUGAGAGAUCUCAAUGAUUUGGAAACCGUUCUGCAGAUUCUACCGGCUGUCCCACUGAAGACUCUAUCUAAAUCGUUCAGUAUCAAGCAGACAGGCCAGACAAAACAACAGCUGGUGGAGGCCUUAAUGAAGCAGAGCAAACAGAAUACCAUUGGCAGUUUCUUCAUGAAGAAGAGUAAAGGGGGAGCAGCGGUCAUGGUGGAAAGAGCUAAGAAGUUAUUGGGAGAAAGCUUCAGACUGGUUGAAGAACCACGGGCAGUGUUUAUGCGUAUUCUCAUGCUGUUCUCCUUAUUGAGUUAUCACCCAGAUGAGGAGAGUGCCAACAGUGGACAAGGCCAGACACUCUUCCAGAUGCUGUUAGUGAACAUCGGGAAGUUGGUCUAUCCCAAAUACACCUUGUCUAAGAAGAGCCGCAUUUUCCAGAGCCGUGAAGACCUACUCAGGUUUUCCUCAGCGAUGGUGCUAGAAAAUGAACUGUUGGUUUUGGUGGAGAAGGGCAACUACCAGGGUGCCUGUGAUCUUUACCUCAAGGCUAAAGCAGACUUACAGGAGCUGGUUCAGGAUGAGGAACUUCUCAAGUGGGAUCAGGGCCUGCCCUCCUUCCUGCGUCGUUACACAGCUAGAGAAGUGUACACGAGGAUCCUCAGCCAAGGGGUGGAGAUCUUACAGAGACUGAAACAGUACCAGGCCGCUGUGGAUCAGCUGAGGCGUUUGCUGGGGCAGAAGGAUUACUGUCUGAAGCACAGGGGUCACUGGUGUGACAGACUGGCUCUAAACCUUGAUCAGCAUCUCAACCAACCUGAACAGUCUCUCGCUGUGAUUAAGGAAGGCUUGGCAGAUGAGAAAGUGCGUGUAGGACACAGGUACUCGCUGUACUGGAGAGCCAAGAAGCUCUGUACUGGCCUUAAGUCUAAACUUACGGAUCAACUGGCGGAUAUAGAGCCUGUAGAAAUCCAGGAAUAUCCAAAGGUUACAAUUGAAGGCAAAGUCAUUCCAAAAACGAUUCCAGGAGCCCGCUUCACAUUUAUGUUGGAGAGUGACAGUCAGGAGGGAAUGACUGUUUGUGGGGUGGAGGAGCUGGUACUGGAUUACUACAGACACAGAGACUUUCCUGAGGGCUUGCAUGCUGAAGGUGGUGUGGUAUCUACCUUGUUCGGGCUGUAUUUCUGGAACGUUAUAUUCAUGGAUAUACCAGAUGCUUUUCACAGUCCAUUUCAAGCUCAUCCGUUAGAUCGCCAUAGUGACCAUUUUUAUCUGGCUCGGAAGUCAGAAAUAGAUGAACGAAUAGGAGAGAUCGGAAAUAUGUCUGAGGAGGAUCUAGUUGAAGAGCUAUCGAGAGUGUGGGAGGAGCAACAUGGGGUGUUGUGCCGGGGGCUGAACUGGGAGAGGUUUACUAGCAUGCAACAUGCCCAGAGCUUGGUUCGCUGUAUAGGAGGUAAACUCCUGUCUGGCUUGUUACGACGGUAUGCCAUUGAUCCUAGAAACACCCGCAGUGGUUUUCCAGACCUCACCCUGUGGAACCCCAUCAAUAAAACCUUCAAGUUCUCUGAGGUGAAAGGCCCUGGUGAUCGUCUCUCGCCCAAUCAGAUCAUGUGGCUGGAUUACCUGACAGGGCUGGGCAUAGAGGCUGAGGUGUGUCAUGUUAAAGCCGUCACCGGGAAGAAGCUGACAAGGAAGUAA
Molecule: messenger RNA, 2972 nt
Organism: Liolophura sinensis
Lineage: Eukaryota; Metazoa; Mollusca; Polyplacophora; Chitonida; Chitonidae
Product: fanconi-associated nuclease 1-like
Exons: 14
Coding region: 15-2972 (985 amino acids)
Biological process (GO): interstrand cross-link repair
Cellular component (GO): nucleus
Molecular function (GO): flap-structured DNA binding; 5'-flap endonuclease activity; 5'-3' exonuclease activity
Source: RefSeq, a predicted model, not a curated record